UUUCUAUCAUAUUUGACAUAAAUCUCACCAAAACUCUUAUCUUUUCAGGGUUGUUGAUAAGGAAAAAGCACACCAUGGCUUUGGCCAUUGCUACAUUCCUCUUCAUCACUCUUCUUUCAACAACAAAAACUUUAGCUUUUGAUUCAUGUCCAUCUAAUGAACAACUUUCAGUCAUUCCCAUUUAUGGCAAAUGCUCACCUUUCAACACACCAAAACCUACUUCUUGGGAAAACACACUUAUCAACAUGGCCUCUAAAGAUCCACAAAGACUUUCUUAUUUGUCUAGUUUAGUAGCCCAAAAGCCUAAUUCAGCCCCUAUUGCUUCAGGCCAACAAGUAUUCAACAUUGGUAACUAUGUUGUUCGGGCUAAAAUCGGUACCCCGGGCCAGCUAAUGUUUAUGGUCCUGGAUACCAGUAGUGACACUGCAUGGGUUCCAUGCAGUGGCUGUACUGGCUGUACCUCUAGUGUAUUUACUCCCAAUAUCUCGUCGACUUAUGGGUCGAUGGAAUGCUCUGUACCCGAAUGCACACAGGUUAAGGGGCAAUCUUGCCCCGCUGCUGGUGCACCGGGUGCUUGUUUUUUCAACCAAUCCUAUGGUGGAGCUUCAUCGUUCUACGCCACGCUGUCACGUGAUUCACUUAGACUAGGUGCUGAUGUUAUACCGAAUUAUUCAUUCGGUUGCAUCAGUGCUGUGUCAGGGAGCUCAAUCCCGCCGCAAGGGUUAUUGGGCUUGGGUAGGGGCUCCAUGGGCUCCAUGUCACUACUCUCACAAUCCAUGUCACUCUACUCUGGUGUAUUCUCGUACUGUUUACCGAGUUUCAAAUCUUAUUAUUUCUCUGGAUCGCUCAAACUCGGUCCAUUGGGUCAACCGAAGAACAUUAGAACCACCCCACUUCUUAAGAACCCGCACAGACCCUCUCUGUACUACGUGAACCUAACCGGCAUAAGUGUGGGUCGCGUUCUGGUCCCGAUAGCUCCUAAGCUUCUAGCAUUUGACCCGAAUACCGGUGCGGGUACUAUAAUCGACUCGGGUACGGUUAUAACCCGAUUCGUUCAGCCAAUUUAUAGUGCAAUUAGGGAUGAAUUUAGGAAACAAGUGAAAGGACCAUUUACCUCAUUGGGUGCAUUUGACACAUGUUUUGCAUCAACAAAUGAAGCAGUGGCACCAGCUAUUAUACUUCACUUUACAGGGAUGGAUUUGGUGUUGCCAAUGGAGAACAGUUUGAUUCAUAGUAGUGCAAGUCCUUUGGCAUGUCUGGCAAUGGCAGCAGCACCAACAAAUGUGAACUCUGUGUUGAAUGUAAUAGCCAAUUUGCAGCAGCAGAACCUGAGGAUUUUGUUUGACACAGCUAAUUCGCGUUUGGGAAUUGCUCGCGAACUUUGUAACUAGAUUCGAGUCCUUCUCUGUAACCCGCCCUCCUUUGUGUCGAGUCCCACUCAGAACUUGACCUUCGAUUCAAUUUUGUAUUGAUGUCUUUGCAAUUCCAAAUCACUUUAUCAAAUGUGAAUUGGUAGCUCCAGUAUUGUUCAAUACCCCUUUACAUCAAUUGUUCAUGUAUAAGAGCAGAAGAGGGGGACAAGAAAAAUAAGACUAUAAUUUUCUUUUC
Messenger RNA from Solanum pennellii, 1608 nucleotides. RefSeq names its product aspartyl protease AED3-like. The record is from RefSeq and is a predicted model, not a curated record. The coding region runs from base 75 to 1391 and encodes 438 amino acids. The transcript is spliced from 2 exons. Gene Ontology annotation, molecular function: aspartic-type endopeptidase activity. Gene Ontology annotation, biological process: proteolysis. NCBI's taxonomy places the organism in Eukaryota, Viridiplantae, Streptophyta, Magnoliopsida, Solanales, Solanaceae.